Symbiodinium sp. CCMP2456 is the source of this 1803-nucleotide messenger RNA. The record is from the annotation of a GenBank genome assembly. NCBI's taxonomy places the organism in Eukaryota, Dinophyceae, Suessiales, Symbiodiniaceae.
AUGCAUGUCAUGACGGAAAUUGAGGCGGCGACUGACGACGAUCUUGCGCUACUCUGUUGCAUUGCCCGCAGCGACGUGUUUGCUCAAGCUGCAGCUGCAACCAUCGACCGUCCUUCCUUGCCAUUCCUUGCCGACAGACUUUGCAACAUCAUGGCGACAAAGGUGGGCAUCAACGGAUUCGGCCGUAUCGGACGCAUGGUCUUCCAGGACACGGAAUGGGGUUUCGGUAUCCAUUCCAGCCACCCUGAAGGCCGGGAGUCGCUGCCGGAGGGACUUUGCGCUGUCUUGUGCAAGCACCGUGAGGCCAUUCAGUCGAUUCGCCAGCAACAGGUUGGUAUCCUCAAAUCGCUGUCGGAUCUGGAGGACACCUGGUUGCAGUCUGUGGCCUUGCAAGGCUUUGAGGCCCGUCUUGACGAGGAGACGAAAGGGGAGAUGGCUGGCACUCCCAGUGAGGAUGGUGAGGCCCGGCCCCGACAGACCUUUGCAAGCAUGGCCAUGGUGACGGAAGCGACGGAGAAUCUGGAAGCCCGCCGAGACAGCAGCAUCAAGAACCCGGAGGUCUCCCGCCUUCUGGCGAGGAUCAAGGAGCAGAACACCCGAUCACUGCUAGAUCCGCCGUCGGUGGAGGAAGGUUUCUGGCCGCAUCUCCGCUUCCAUUGCCAGCGUCUCGUCGAUGCAGUUUGGUUCGAGUGCUUCGUCUCCAUGGUGAUUGUGGUGAACUCAGUACUGAUCGGCUUGGAAACAGAGAUGUCUUUGAACGGCCAAGACCAGACCUGGGCGCAUGGUGCCGAGAUGGCGUUUCUCUUCAUCUAUGCUGUGGAGAUCCUCGUCCGUUCCAUUGCCCAGCAGUGGGCUUGCUUACGAGAUUGGUGGUUCCUUUUUGACUUCUUCUUGGUGCUCGGGGCUUGUGCAGGGCAGCUGGCACUUGCAUGGACCGGGGAGUCGGCCGAACAAAUCAUGGUCCUUCGGCUCCUGCGCUUAAUGCGGCUAGCUCGCAGCGUGCGCAUGAUCAAGCAGAUUCGAUCGAUUUUUCGGCUCGUCUACGGACUGAUCACCUGUGGCGAAACCAUCUUCUCCACCUUUGCCCUGCUUUCACUCGUCAUCUACGUCUUCGGCGUGCUUGGUGCUGAGGUCAUCGCAAGCAACACAGAACUCCAGGACAACCCUGCGACUGGCCCGAUCAUUACAAACCACUUUUCCUCGUUGGGCAUGACGAUGAUGAUGUUGACACAGUUCGUUACGAUGGACUCCAUUGCUUCUGUCUACAAGCCACUGAUCUUGCAGGAGCCUCUGCUGCUGCUCUACUUCUUGCCUCUCGGGGCCAUCGUGUCCAUCGCGCUCAUGAACUUGAUCACGGCUGUUCUCGUGGAAGGUGCACUUGAGAGUGCCCGACAAGAUCGCGAAGAGGAGCGCAAGAUGGAAAGUAUCACCACGAAGCAGAUGAUGCCGGAGAUCGUGAGAAUCUUCGACACACUAGACGCAGAUGGGAAUGGCGAGAUCGACAUCCAGGAAAUGGCCCGCUUUGAUAAGCCAGGCAAAGGCGGGGGCAGUGGCAUCAACCGGCGGAUCUUAGACCGAGCUGCGGUGGACAGCAUGGAGGAGCUUUUCAAGAUUUUGGACGUAGACAGCUCUGGGCGGGUUUCUCGCAUGGAGUUUGAGGAAGGUUUGCUGAACAUCUUCCUCCGUGAGGUGCCUGUGUCGUCGCUCCAGAUCCUGAAGAUGAUCCGGCUCCUCCGCGAUUCCAUCGGCGAGCUGCAUGCAGAACUGAGGAAGCUCCGCAGCCCGGGUCAUGAAUUUGUAUAA